AUGGCAUUCAUGAAGUUAUUGAGGGCAGCCACUUUGCGAUGUGGUGAUGAAAAAUUGAAUAAAAUCUUCGCUAUCACCACCAUCAUCGCCUUGUUGGGCGUCAGUGCCAAUGCAUUGAGCAAUACCUACUUGCCACCCAAGGCUUCGGCCUCUAACACGUACAGCACUUACGCUGCUCCCAGUUACUCCACAGGUGUCUCAUCGGGAAAUUUCGGUGGUAGCGCAGCGGCAUCACAUGCAGCGCCCGUUUACUCCGCUCCAGCUCCUGCGCCUCGUGCACAAGUGUUUGCCGCACCAGUAGCUGCUGCUUCCCACGCCGCGCCAGUCGCCGCUGCCUCGCAUGCUGCGCCAGUGUACUCAGCGCCCGCACCACGUCCUCAAGUGCAUGCUGCUCCUUCCGUUGGUUACUCGGGUGGUUUUGGUGGUAGCGCCGCUGCUUCUCACGCUGCACCAGUGUACUCAGCGCCCGCACCACGUCCUCAAGUGCAUGCUGCUCCUUCUGGUGGUUACUCGGGCGGUUUCGGUAGUAGCGCCGCUGCCUCGCAUGCUGCGCCAGUGUACUCAGCGCCCGCACCACGUCCUCAAGUACAUGCUGCUCCUUCCGCUGGUUACUCAGGCGGAUUCGGUGGUAGCGCCGCUGCCUCACAUGCUGCGCCAGUGUACUCAGCGCCUGCACCACGUCCUCAAGUGCAUGCUGCUCCUUCCGGUGGUUACUCUGGCGGCUUCGGUGGUAGCGCUGCUGCCUCUCAUGCUGCUCCUGUUUACUCAGCCCCAGCUCCACGUCCUCAAGUGCAUGCUGCUCCUUCCGGUGGUUACUCGGGCAGCUUCGGUAGCAGCGCUGCUGCCUCUCAUGCUGCUCCUGUUUACUCAGCCCCAGCUCCACGUCCACAAGUUCAACAUGCUCCAGUAGCUGCCGCUUCAUAUGCUGCUCCCGUCUAUUCAGCUCCCGCCCCUGCACCACGUCCACAAGUGUAUGCCGCUCCAGUUGCUGCGGCCUCUCAUGCUGCUCCCGUCUACUCAGCUCCGGCUCCACGUCCAGUUGCUCCUGCACCUUCCUAUGCAGCCUCUGCUCCUGCAGCUCAAUUUGCUGCUCCUUCGAAUAUUCAAGAAAUCGUUGCAGCUGGUUCAUCCAACUAUGGCACUAAAUAUGCCGACAAUGGUGGUUAUGAAUAUCGUUACAGACACAGAAACUAAGCGCUUGUAACUUCGGUACUAAUCACAGUAUUUUUUCUUAGUUGCUGAGCGACAUGAUUUCGUUCAGCGAACAAACGAUUACACGACAAAUAAAUGAAAGUGAU
Ceratitis capitata (Mediterranean fruit fly) is the source of this 1298-nucleotide messenger RNA. RefSeq names its product predicted GPI-anchored protein 58. Lineage: Eukaryota; Metazoa; Arthropoda; Insecta; Diptera; Tephritidae. Bases 1 to 1194 code for a protein of 397 amino acids. The record is from RefSeq and is a predicted model, not a curated record. The transcript is spliced from 3 exons.